Messenger RNA from Diversispora eburnea, 2034 nucleotides. Lineage: Eukaryota; Fungi; Glomeromycota; Glomeromycetes; Diversisporales; Diversisporaceae. The record is from the annotation of a GenBank genome assembly.
AUGGAUACAAGUAACGGAAAUGAUAUUAGUCAGUUACUUGAGAAUUUUCCUGAUAUGAAAGAAAAAUAUAAAGUUAUUGAAAAAGUUGGAAGUGGUAGCUAUGGUUCAGUUUAUAAAGCGGAAAACUUGAAAUAUAAAAAUAUUAGAACUAGAUCUCAGCAAAGACGUAAAAAUGAAGAGGCGGAUAGUUAUUACAAAUAUAUCGCUAUAAAGAAGAUAGUGGCAAUUUGCGGCGUAGACUUGAUAAAAAAUGAAAUUUCGGUCUUGAAAGCAAUUAAAGGACAAGAAAAUAUUAUUUAUCUUUUAUCUGCCUUUCGAUGUAAAGAUGAGAUUAUAAUCAUAACGCCCCAUUAUGAAUUUGAUGUUUUUAAGGAAUUUUUUACUACAGUGACAAUGGAUGAUAUUAAAGAAUAUUUUAGGUCACUAUUCAAUGCCCUAAAAAUUAUCCAUUCUCUUAAAAUCAUCCACCGGGAUGUUAAACCCGGAAAUUUUCUUUAUAAUAUAAAAGAAAAAAAGGGCACUCUGGUAGACUUUGGGCUUUCAGAGCAAGUGAAAUCUCAGCUCAACUCCACUCCUCUAAACCCUUUGAGUAAUUCUCGAUUUAAUAUUAUCAAACCAACUGAACCCUUAUCCACUCUCAUUAGCAAAGUUCCUCCCACUAGCGCACUUGCAAAUACUGUAAAAAAGAUGAUGAAUGCGAUGCAGAAUGAAAACGAUCCUCCUGCAAAUACUACAAAUAAGAAAAGGAAAGUUAAUGCUAUAUCCCCUGUGCAAUGUGAGAACCGUGGAGAAAGCUCUUCUCGAAAUAUAAUGCCGACAAAGCGAGCACGAACAUCACGUUAUGUUGAUGUCAUACCUAAAGAGUCGGAAAGGAAACCUUCCUUUAAUGGUCAUCGAGGUGGGACAAGGGGAUUUCGAGCUCCGGAAGUUUUGAUGAGAGCGGAGAAUCAAACAUCAGCAAUUGAUAUUUGGGCCGCUGGGGUAAUUCUAUUAACAAUUCUUGCCGGACGUUAUCCUUUUUUUAAUGUGGUUGAUGACACUGAGGACUUAAUGGAAGUCGCUAUUCUAAUCGGCAAGGAAAAAAUGAAGAAAGUUGCGGACUCUUUUGGGCUCGAAUUUCGCACAAAUAUUCCUUAUAUAACUGAUACGGGUAUUCCAUUCGAUAAACUAAUUUAUAAAUUACGAAGAGAGUUAUUUUCGAGCAAAGAUCAAUCGGCGGACAUUCACAAUGCCAUAAAUUUACUAAAGAAAUGCUUGGAGCCGAUUGCAUCGAAACGAAUUACGGCUGAAGAAGCAUUAAAACACCCAUUCUUAACUGUCUUUAUUGUGUUGACAUUAUUUAACGUGCAUUCGGUACUUUCACUAAGCAAUGCAUUACUUACCGUGCAGCAUUCAGAUCCUUCAAUAGUAAAUUGUGCAAAUUUCACCACUUGCGGUGAAUGUACAAGCCAUUUGCAAUGCGGUUUUUGUGUAACGACUAACCAAUGUGUGCAAGGUGGAUGGAAAGGACCUUUUAAAGAUCCAUCGAUAUGCCCAAGUUGGGAGUACCAAUAUGCUCAAUGUUUUGUUAGCACCAAACAAGCUCUAAUAUCAUUGGCAUCUGCUCUAUUCGGUGUUAUUUUUAUCUCAUUCUUGCUUUGUUUAUGUUGUUGCCUGUGUCAAUGUUGUAGACUAAGGAACAAUGACGAGGAAAGAGUUGCUCUUCUUGGAGAUUCCUUAGCUACACAUCAUUUUCGACGGGCAUCAUAUUAUAACUAUAAUCGAAAUCGACCCUUUGAAAGAAGGGGUAGAACUAUAAGUACGGGUACAGCAAAUAGUUUAAUGCAAUAUGGUCGUAAUUGGAGAGCAAGCGAUGAUUAUAUGUAUGGAUAUGGUGGACCUACUACACAAUCUAUGUUAUGGGUUAAUGAUAAUUCUGGAGUACCUACGGAUUAUUCUAUAGGAUCAAAUAAUAGUACUGGAGAAUGGCGCCGUUGGGAGAAAAAACGAGAAGAAUUAUUGGCUAAAUAUGCCAAGAGUAACAAUGAAGCCUAA